This is a messenger RNA of Trichogramma pretiosum, 4332 nucleotides long. RefSeq names its product protein artichoke. The record is from RefSeq and is a predicted model, not a curated record. The transcript is spliced from 4 exons. The coding region runs from base 21 to 4244 and encodes 1407 amino acids. Gene Ontology annotation, molecular function: protein binding. NCBI's taxonomy places the organism in Eukaryota, Metazoa, Arthropoda, Insecta, Hymenoptera, Trichogrammatidae.
CGAGCGCCGGCAGGGAAAGGAUGAGGCCUCCGCCUCCCCGGCUCCUCGCGAGCCUCGAGCGAGUCAAUAAAUCUCUGCUCUAUCAUGUUCUGCUGCAACUGCUGCUACUAGCGCUCUCCAGCCGGGCGGAGGAAUGCCCGUCAUCCGAGCUCAUUCCCGGCUGUCCCUGCUACAACUUCGAGGGUGGACUCUUUCUCGAGUGCGCCGGUGCGACCGAGGAUACGCUGCGCACUAUUCUACUGGGAGUCAUGAAUGCAGUUGGAGACAAUACGGUAAUCCAGUCGCUGAGUGUCUACGAGCUCGACAGGGCGAUCGAAGAACUGCGGGACGACGCUUUCCCGUCGGGGGCGCAGAUCAGGCACUUGCAGAUCUCGCACUCGUCGCUGCGCGACAUCAGCGAGUCGGCUUUCAGGAAUCUCGAGCGCAGUCUCGAGUCUCUGGCUCUGCUCUCCGGACGUUUGACCAACGUGCCGCAAAACGCCCUGUCCAAACUGCAUAAAUUGACGGCCCUGGAUCUCGAGUCGAACCUCAUACCCGAGCUGUCCUCCUACUCUUUUUACGGCUUAAAACUUGUGAAAUUGAUUCUCAAGGGUAAUCAGGUGUCGAAAAUCUCGGAAUAUGCAUUCGGCGGCCUCGAGGAUUAUCUGACCGAGCUCUAUCUCGAGGAGAACAAGUUGAAACUUUUCCCCAUGACGGCGCUGCGACGACUGCACAGUCUCGUCGAGCUGCGGCUGGCUUGGAACGAGAUCUCGAGCUUCAACGACGACGGCCACUCGACCCUCAAGUCGCUGCGCAACCUCGACCUGAGCAGCAACAACUUCGACGAGCUCAAGGCCGACUGCUUCAGGCCGUUCCCCGCCCUCAAGACGCUGUCGCUCUAUCUGAACAACAUCGAGGACGUCGACAAGCGGGCCUUCGUCUCGCUCACCAGCCUCGAGUCGAUCGACCUGAGCCACAACAAGAUCGUAUUCCUCGACUCGAACACCUUCAAGGCCAACGAGCGUCUGCGCACCAUCGAGCUGAGCCACAACCACAUACACUACAUCGGCGGGGUGUUCGCCGGCCUGCCGGAGCUGCGCGAGCUCUUCCUCGCCGAGAACAACAUCCUCGAGAUCCCGGCCGACGCGUUCGUCGGCAGCAUCGGUCUGUCGGUCAUUUACAUGCAGCAGAACGCCAUCAGGCGCAUCGACGGCCGCGGACUGUCGAGCCUCAGCCAGCUCGAGCAGCUGCAUCUGACGAGCAAUUACAUCGAGCGGCUGCCCGUCGACUUCUUCGAGCAGUGCGACAAUCUGACCUCUUUGUUUUUGGACGGCAAUCGCAUCCGAGAGCUCAGCAUCGGGACCUUCUCCAAACUGAACGAGUUGCGCGAGCUGCGCCUGCAGGACAAUCAAAUAAGCGAGGUGAAGCGCGGCGCCCUCUCGCCCCUGUCCUCGCUGCAGGAGCUUCAUCUGCAAAACAACUACAUCCGCAACGUCGAGACCGGCUCACUGAGCACUCUCUUCAACCUGCAGGACUUGAACCUGCAGGGCAAUCAGAUCACUCAGCUGGGCGACAUUUUCCAAUUGUCGGAGAUCGACUCGCAGACCAGUCGCUCGCUCGUCUCCAUUCAGCUGGACAGCAACAAUCUGUCCUCGUUGCACAACAAUUCGCUGCGCGGCCAGGUCUCUGUGCGCAUAAUGUGGCUCGGCAACAACAAGCUCACCCACCUGCAGGCGCCACUUUUUCGGGACUUGAUGCUCGUCGAGAGGCUCUACUUGACCAACAACUCCAUCGUGAAAAUCGACGACGCGGCCUUCGAGCCGAUGCAGGCGCUGCGAUUCCUCGAGCUGAGCAAGAACAAGCUCAGCCGCGUGACCGAUCGCACCUUCUCGGAGCUGAGGGAGCUCGAAGAGUUGUACCUGCAAGAUAACAGCUUGAGCCGUCUCGAUCCUUACUCUUUUUCGGCUCUCAAGAAACUUCGCGUGCUCGAUUUGUCGAAUAAUUUUCUCACGGUCCUGCAGGACGGCGUCUUUCAAGCCAAUCUGCCCAUUCGAAACUUAUACCUGAGAAACUGCUCGAUCGAGAGCAUCGAGAGCGGCGCCUUUCAGGGCUUGAACGAGCUCGUCGAGCUCGAUCUGUCCAAGAAUAAAUUAACCGUUCAAGCUCUGCGGAGGCUGCAGAUAUCCGGCCUGCAAACGCUCGACGCUUCGAAGAAUAAUUUUAGUCAACUUUCCGAGCACAGCUUUACGGGCCUGCCCUCGUUGCAGCACUUGAUCCUCGACGACGUGCAGAUAUCGCAAAUACCCGAGACGCUCUUCAUACUGAACGUCAACUUGGCCAAACUUCAUUUGAACCGCAAUCAUCUAAAAACUCUGCCCCCGGGCAUCUUCGAUAAUUUGCUCUCGCUGAAGGAGAUCAAGCUCAAUUACAAUCGUCUGAGCAGCGUGCCGUACUCGGCACUGGCGAGCGCCAAAAAUUUGGAGAGCCUGUCUCUGUCGCACGGCGAUAUAGCCACCAUCGACGUGGCCAGCAUGUCGGGCUUGAAGCAUUUGCGCGAUAUCGACCUCGGCCACAAUCGCAUCGAGUCCAUGUCGGGCUUCGCGCAGGCCAACUUGUCCAAGCUCUUCUCCGUCGACUUGAGCCACAAUCAGCUGGCCGUGUUGCCGGCCAAUUUCUUCGUGCACUCGCCGAUGCUGAAGCACUUGGACCUGUCGGAAAACCGAUUCCGCCAGAUACCCUCGAUGGCGCUGUCCAGUCAAAAUCUGCCCGGGCUCUCGUGGCUGAAUCUCACUCGCAACCCGUUCCAGAAGAUACACGAUAUCUCGACGGACGCCAAGUAUCCGCUCUUGAACGAGCUUCAUCUGUCGUACACGAACUUGACGCUGCUCACCUCGCAGGACUUCGAGGCCUUCCCGGCGCUCGAAUAUUUGCACGUAAAUCACAACGGCAUAUCGCGCAUAUCGCCGGGCGCUUUUCGCAGCCUGCCGAACCUGCACACCCUCGACUUGGGCGACAAUAGUAUCGACAUCUUACCGCAGGAGCGACUCCAGGGUCUGCAGCACCUCAGCAUUCUCAAUCUCACGCACAACAGAUUGAAAGAGCUCGAAGAAUUCCCGGAAGAUCUGAAAGCCCUGCAGACACUCGAUCUAUCGUUCAAUCAAAUUGGUACCGUAGGCAAAGUCACAUUUAGAAAUCUCGUGAACUUGGUCGAGCUGCAUCUGUACGGCAACUGGAUCAAUACCAUAUCCGGCGAUGCUUUCAAGCCGCUCAAGAAACUCCGGCUACUUGAUCUCAGUCGAAAUUACCUGGAGAAUCUGCCGCUUAAUGCUUUUCGACCCCUCGAGACGCAAAUACGCAGUCUAAGGACCGAAGAAAAUCCACUCAACUGCGGCUGCGAGUCACAAGAGCUGUGGGAGUGGCUGCGCGACCAUCAAAAGCUCGUGGGUCGCGGUGGAAGCAGCGUCGAGGUCGAGGGUGGGUUACUGCGCUGCGACCAGCCGCCGGAAUUGCGCGGCCUCGUUUUUCUCGAUCUCGACCCGCAUACCUUCUGCUCGGCGCCGCUCGUUCUCAAGCUUGCCAUCCAGGACAUACAACCCUACUCCGUGCUGGUGUCUUGGCAGAGCAGAAAUCACUCGGGCCUGCACGGCUAUCAAGUGGCUUAUCACGCCCUCGGCAACGUCGACGAAGUAAGUGUACGUGGAAAACUUUUGGACCCGAAGACGCGCUCGGUGCGCCUGAGCAGAUUGAGCCCGGACACGCGCUAUCUCAUUUGCGUGCUCGGCCUGGGCAGCUGGGGCACGCCGAUCCCCGAAGACUUGAGCUCGUGGAAUUGGAACUCGACGUCGGCGGCGGCGUCCGUGUCCUCCUCCUCGUCGCAGCAGGACGAACUUUUGGAGAGCUCUGCGCAUCCGGUAAUGGUGAACUCUCCGAUGUCUCGCUGCACCGAGGUGCGCACCCUCGAGUCGCCGAGCUCGCAAAUCGGCGAGGGCGCCGUGGGCGAUCGCAGCAGUCUCGCGAGCCUCCUGACUCGCCGGCUGGGCCUCAUCGUCGGCAGCUGCAUGGGCUUCGUCGUGUUCAUCGUGCUGAUCUCGGUGCUGGGCUACAUGAAGAUGAAGAAGCAGCGCGCCCAGGCCAAGCGCGAGCAGCCGCUGGCGCCCAAUCCCCCGGAAUACCUGUCCUAUCGGCACUUCUCGCUGCAGAGCGGCGACCGACCGGACAACAACGCCUGCCCGAGCUUCAUAGGCACGACGGCCCUGAACUCGUAGCAAAAGCACCCGGCGGACGACGAGCAGCAGCAGCAACACGACAUCGAGCUCAAGAGCGUCAGUGAGUUUUUCGGUUGAUUCGCUGCGC